Candidozyma haemuli is the source of this 5937-nucleotide messenger RNA. It is a transcript of the gene DCK1, whose product is annotated as guanine nucleotide exchange factor DCK1. Gene Ontology annotation, cellular component: plasma membrane; cytoplasm. NCBI's taxonomy places the organism in Eukaryota, Fungi, Ascomycota, Pichiomycetes, Serinales, Metschnikowiaceae. Gene Ontology annotation, molecular function: guanyl-nucleotide exchange factor activity; small GTPase binding. The record is from RefSeq and is a predicted model, not a curated record. The coding region runs from base 1 to 5937 and encodes 1978 amino acids. The transcript has 2 exons. Gene Ontology annotation, biological process: small GTPase-mediated signal transduction; fatty acid biosynthetic process.
AUGUCGUGGACUCCCACCGAGGAGUUUCUCCAUGGAAGGAUUAUCAAGCCUUUCCUUCCUUUUGAUAAGCAUCCGUCGUUGAAAAACGAUAACUUCCGUAACUUGUACCCUGGUGAUGAAGUGUUUGUGUUUGAAACAAAGCUGUCCAAAUGGGCUAGAGGCUAUUCGUUGACCAGACCGUUCCCUAGUGACUUCACCAUCACCUCUGUGAAUUUGGACGAAUUGCCUGGCUUGAACAGAAAGAUAGUCGUGUUCCCAUUGAAGUACAUGAAGGUGGUUGAAAAAGUGCCAUUGAAUAUGAUCAAUGCUGCUGAUGACUUUAACAAUGUUCACCAGAGCAACAACAUGGCUCCUACUUUGAGAGAAACCGAGCAGUACGUGGAGAAUGCUACUACUGAUCCUGACGAGGUUAUUGGUGCCAAUGGCAGUAAUGGUCAUGGCACUGGAAGAAAGGUGCAGCCACCGCCUUUGCCUUUUGAAACAUUCACUUUUGCUAACGAUUUGGUUGAGGAAAUUACCUAUACGUUGAACUUGCUUACGUCGCAUAUCUAUGCCAUGUACUCGAUUGGCGAGUUCCGUCUUUUCCAGAAACUCACUCUGCUUUAUGUUGAUUUGGAUGAAACCAGAGUGAAGUUAACCCAUGGAGACUUGACCCGGAACGAGAUCCAGUUCACUGAGGAAACUGCUAACCAUUUGUUGAGCACCAUUCCUAAACUGCUUGCGUCAAAGGCAGCCAGAGUCAAUGAAAAGUCUUAUGACUUGGAUAACAAGGGCACUGAUGUGAAUGGAUACAAGGCAAUUUUGGCAAGAGAUGCUUUCAAUGGUGACUUGUUGGACUCAAGAAACUCUACGCCUUCCAUUAUGGCUCUUUAUCAGCAGUACUGUGCUUUGCUUCCUAAGUUCCCAAUUAACGCUCAUAAUAAAAGAGCCGAUUAUCUUCUUGACGCAACUCCAAACAAGAAACUUACCCAUGGAAGCCCUUCUCAUAUCUUGGUGGAUUUCAAGUCGGUCAGUGGUUCUUCUCAGUACCAACCACCAGGCUUUGCGGGUAUGAUUGCCUAUAUGUAUGUGAGAAAUACCCAGAGAAGAUUGACCGAAGCUUUUGCUGUCCAUACUGACACUGUUGAUGAGUUGGUUUUCGUGGAGAAGAUCAGUGCUGCUUUGUUCAGAAACAUUCCUGCUAGUGAGGUUGAGAACAACAGAGUCUAUUUGGUGGCCGUGUUGGUGGAACAACUUGACUUGCCUAUCAAGGAAGGUAGCUCUUCCAAGAUCAACAGAAUCAAUAAAGGUGUUGCUGCUGGUGUGACUGAUAUUACAAGAAUUUUCUCCAGAAACCUGGGUUCAUUGACGUCAGGUGAAUCUCACCAGUUUGCGAUCAACUUAUUUGGUUCCCACGUCUCUCACAAGAGACAUGUGGAUAGCUCUAAGAUCGAGAACAAUGGUUGGGGUGAGUUGGUUGAUAGAAUUAUCAAGGGCUCUAAUCAUGGUAUUGCGGUCAACCCUAGAGCUGAGAAGUUGGUUGUGACUGUCAAGGAGUUCAGACACCAGCUUGCUGAUGACUCCCUGGAUGAGGAAAACUUCCAUUCAUCUAAAGUUGAUGCUUCCAUGAAGACUGCUCCUAUUGCAAAGAUCAAGCCUAUUUUCUAUGAUCCACUUGCUGAGAACUAUGAACGUAUUUAUCUCAAGAUGGGUAAGGUUUCCUUGCUCAACCCUGUCAACAAGGACGACUUAUUGACUUUUGAAGUGAGUGCUCCAAACAACGACACUAUCACUUUCGCCAAAGCUUCGAACCAAAUUGAGAAGCGCUCCUGGCAAUUUGUUUCUGUUGCAACACAUGAGGUCAUUGGAGAAAUCGUCAAGGUGAAUGGUAUCUCAUUUAAGAACCACAACAGAAAAGCACCUAAACAAGACGCUCUCCAUCUCGCUUUGUACGUAAAUGGCGUUUUGGCCGGUGAAGCUGACAUCAUGUAUAAGUCAGGCAACCGCCUUGUGGAAUUCAACAAGCAGGGAACUCAAAACAUUGAUGUCGUUUCGGUUGGCACUAAGAAGACUCUCGCUCAGCUUGAUAUUCAUACAACUUACAUUGGUAAGAUCUUCAACACCGAAAUCGCCAUUGAUAACUUGUUCCAGAACAACCGUUUCUUUGUCGGAACACAAGCUGGUUUGAAUGAUCUUACUCAAACAUUGCUUGAUUUCUGCAAGUUGGAUAUUGCUUCUUUGGUUAAAUUCUUUUCGGAAUCUUUGACCCGUCUCUUUGAAAUUAUCGAAAGAUGUUUGGGUGCUACCGAUGGUCUUAACUAUGAGAUUGUAUUGGCUACCACCUUCAAGGCAUUGGUUCACUUAUUGGAUACAAAUUUCGGUAAACGUGAUCAAUACUUGUUCAUGUUCGACACCUUCUUGGAGGACUAUCAGAAGUCACCAAAGAUUGGUCUCUUCUUGUUGGAGAGGAUGGCUGAGGUCUUUAGCCUGGCUGAGACCAACUGGAACGCUAUGUCCAGAUCUGUCUGUCGUGUUCUUGUGCUCCUUACAAGAUUAGCCCUUGACCCUUCGACCAUCGUCAGCGACAAAUCUCAGUUCUUGGAAUACAUAAACACUCUUUUUGUCAGUGCUUCUCGUUUCCUUCAGCUUCAAGCACCUGCCCUCAUCAACGAUCAGAUCUUGGUCAUGGAGUUAGUUGACUUUGUCAUGGCUUUCGAGUCUACCUUUGAAGAUGGCAAGUUGUUGGCGCUUGUUAUCAGAUUCAUUGACUCCAUCAGCUUCAGAGGUUUGGGAGUUGAUGAUGAAAGUAUCAACAGCAAGAAGACUACUGCCAUUCUUAAAGACCAUCGCUUUGUUAUGACCAAGUUGCUUGUCAUAUACAGACUCUUCAGCAGCAACAUGCCUAGAGAUAUCCAACAUCUCAACUUCUUGAUUUCUCGUUCAGUUACUUGGUGUAUGGAAAUUUUCACAGGCCCUAUUGACGUUGAUGCAUCCAGAAUUGCUUGUUCCAUCAUGAAUUGCGUUUGUAACAUGAUCACCAACAACCUUCAUAGGGAUGAAGUCAAGCAGAUCGCCAUGACAUUGAGUAAGUUCAUCUUCCCCAUGUCCAGAACAUUUAUUCGCUUCAACAAGUUCACCAGAAGUCAUAACUUCUUCCAGCCUAGGAAGGCAUUUACCCCGAUCUUCUCAGGCACCUAUCCAUUUAAGGAAAUCUUCCUUGAUUCUGUUGUUCCGGAAGAAGUGGUGGUUGAGAUUCUUAUUGAGUUGGCUGCUGUGAUUGCUUACAUCUGUCAAAUUGAGAAGACUGUGACCAGUGAAGAUGGAUACCACCACUUCCUCAACUUGGAUGACGAUUCGUUCUUCGACUCUUCGAAGUACUUGUCUAAGAACGGAUGGAACGAGAAUGUCCUUACUGUUUUGCAAGCUAUUGCUCUUAUGAGACAAGGUAAGUUCUUCCCUGAAGACAAAUGGUUGUCAUUCUACGGUACUAUUGCUGAGAGCAGUUUGCUGUGUUUCGAGAUGCUUAAGCCGCUUUUGGUUACGACUGCAAUUCCAGGUAUCGACAACCCUGAACUCUUCGACAGAUCUAUUUGGGGAAGUUACCUCAAGGGACUUCUCAAAUUGGCUACGUUGCAACCUGUUUCCAUUGAACACUUAUCUACCAUCCCGAGAAAAGCGUGCCACCAGAUUACGGGUGAUAUGAGAGACAGAAUUGCAGACAUCAUCAACGAAGUGUGGGAUGCCUUGGCAUGGACUGCAACCGAGAACGAUAUUGUUAGAUUCAAUCUUACCAAGUUUGGUGGAUACCAGGUUGAGUUUAUCAACAGUGACUACGGAAUCUUGCAAGACUUGAUGCUUUUUGCAUUGCAAAGAAACCAGGCUUGUCAGAUUGUCAGUAUUAAGAUCUUGUGGUCUAUUUUGGUUUCCGAGCAUGUCUUGAGUAACUCCAUCGUUGACGUCGAAAAGGAAUGUUUGACUGGUUUGUACAACAUCUACUACAGAAACGCAUACAAACCUGGUCUUCCUGAGCAGAACAGUUUUGUCGAAAGGAUGAAGACCACUAUCCGUUUGGAUAGAGAAGACGUUGCUUAUCCAUUUGUGGUGAGGUUUAUUUCUCAUAUCUCUGGGUUCUUGGCCGUCUUGAACGACUACAACAGUGUUCCUGUUGGAGCAGAAUUCGAGGAUGAUCGUACAUUCCACAAGCUCAACAUCAAUGCUUAUUUGAAACAAGCCAACAGGCCAGAAUUGUUCCACUCGUUCAUCAACCAGAUGUACGAGGAUAACCUCAAGAAGAAGGACUUUGUUCAAGCUGCCUUGAGUUUGGAGCUCUUGUCUUCCACCUACGAAUGGGAUCAUUAUCUGAUUCAGCCAGCUUCAUACAGACCCAAGUUCCCUGAGCAGUCUUCCUUUGACCGUAAGGAAAGCUUGGUGAAGUUAAUCGCUCAUAAUUACGUCAAGGGCGAUAGUUUGGAAAGAGCCAUUGAUGUGUACAAUGAGCUUCUUGAAGCGUACAGUGAGCAUACUUAUGAUUUGAAGAGUUUUGCAUUUGUUCAUAACAAGUUGGCCAAGCUUUACUUGGACUUGGAAUCGUCAGAUAAAUUGAGCCCUUCAUACUUCAGAGUUGCUUUCAUUGGUGCUGGUUUCCCUGCAAACAUCAGAGGCAAAGAUCAGAUCUUGGAAGGCCAGCCAUUUGAGCAUAUUACUUCAGUUCACGAAAGAAUGUUGAAGAUGUACCCUGGUGCCAGAAUUGUCACUGAUGAUGAUCAAGCUCGUGAACUCAGAAGCAAGAACCAGACUGGUAGGUACUUACACAUCAAUGUCGUCGAGCCAGUUUAUGAAAUUUCAGACAAGUUGCUCAACACCUCUAUUGGUGUGAGACAGUACGUGAAGAACAAGGACUUGAGAUACUUCUCGUCGCUUAAGAAGCUCAGUGGAGCUACGUCUGUCUUUGACUUAUGGACUGAGGAGGUGACUUACGAAACCAGCCUUUCGUUCCCUACGUUGAUGAACAGAAGUGACGUUAAGAAGACCAAUGUGGUGAGAUUGUCGCCUUUGGAGAACGCCAUCAGAUCUAUCAUGGCCAAGAACGAUGACUUGCUGCAGUUGGAGAGUAUGAUCAACAUUGCCGUCAAGGAAAAGGUCGACUACGCUUCGUUGUUGAGCGACUUGAGCAGACAUUUGGCUGGUACUGUCGACUCUCCAGUCAAUGGAGGUGUGGGUCAAUACAGAGCAUUCUUUGAAGAUACAAGAUACGCUGGCAAGCCCCAGUUCGCUGACAGCGUCAGAUUGCUCAGAAACGCCUUCAACGACUUGACCCUAGUUUUGAGCAGGUGUUUGCAUCUCCAUGGCGUUUUGAUCCUACCAAUGAUGAAGGCUUCCCAGAAUGUCUUAGUUGAAUCCUUCAGACAGAACUUCAGAGACGAGAUCGCCAAUUUGAAAAUCGACACCAACUACGACGCUCAAAACUACGAAUUCUCUGGAAACACCCAUACCAGAGACCGCCAGGUUUCAGACAAGCCAGGCAACCUGUCUACGUAUGGAGCCAGUUUGCAAAGCUCUCUUCCACCAAACGCCAACCACAACUCAUCCGCCAUGUUCAAGUUUGCUGCUCGUGCCCUCCGUGCCCCUGCCAUGAGAGCCCCUGUCACCGUGACCAGGGCCCCUGUUUUCAGAACCAUGCAGCCAAUCCGUUUCUACGCCGCUGCCCCAAUCACCAAGGAGGAAGUCACCAACAGAGCAUUCGAGGCAUUGAAGACCGUUGCUUCUUUGCAGGAAUCCAACAUCUCUAUCGAGUCUGACUUCCAGAAGGACUUGGGUUUGGACUCUUUGGACACUGUCGAGGCCCUUGUUGCCUUGGAGGAGGAGUUUGACAUAGAGAUUCCAGACAAGAUCUCUGACGAGAUCAAGACCGUGGGCCAGGCUGUUGACUACAUUUUCGAGGAAGAGCAGAAGUUGUAG